AUGGACGACGUUCCUAUUCACAAGAUCCAAAUUUCUGGUCCUGCACUGGCCUCCCUACUCCUCCGUUUCUCCUCUUCCCCCGGGGCUAUUCACGGCCUUCUUUUCGGCCACGUCACUGUCUCCGCCACCUCCUCUCUCUCCGACGAUCCCACCUCCAAUCUAGACCCUUCUUCCGCUGAUGUCGACGCUGGCACUGCCAUUCCGCUUCUUACAGCCACCGUCACCUCCUUCCUCUCCCUCCCUUCGCACCUCCCUCGCUCACUCCAACCCCUCCCGAAUCCUAACCCACCUUCCUCCUCCCUCCUCGGCUGGUUCUCCGCCCGCCGCAGAACCCCUCUCCGCCCCUCCCUUAACGACUCCACCACCACGCACGCUCUCUCCUCCUCUACUUCCCUCUCCCUCUUCCCUUUUUUAGUUUCUUUGCAGACUUCUCUCUCUUCCCUCUGCAAUUCGUUUGUUGAAUAA
This is a messenger RNA of Coffea eugenioides, 465 nucleotides long. RefSeq lists its product as uncharacterized. The transcript has a single exon. The record is from RefSeq and is a predicted model, not a curated record. Gene Ontology annotation, molecular function: polyubiquitin modification-dependent protein binding. Bases 1 to 465 code for a protein of 154 amino acids. NCBI's taxonomy places the organism in Eukaryota, Viridiplantae, Streptophyta, Magnoliopsida, Gentianales, Rubiaceae. Gene Ontology annotation, cellular component: nucleus.